AUGGAAAUCGAAUGUCCAGAAUGUCAUUCGACGAAAAAGCGAAAUCCCAAGAUGAAAUUGAUGGUCAGCAAAUGUGGACAUUCAUUAUGUGAAACUUGCGUCGAAAAUAAGUUCAGUAAAGGAACAGGCUUUUGUCCUACUUGUAAAACUGAUUUGAAAAAGAAUGGAUUUCGUUAUCAAAUAUUCGAAGAUCCAUUUGUAGAAUUGGAAAUUGAUAUUCGAAAAAGACUUUUGAAAGAUUUUAANAGCUUAAUUAAGAAUCAACCAAAAAAAUCACCGAGAGAAUAUCAUAUCUAUAAUCUUGAUGGUCGAGAUUUUCUACAAACAAUUGCAUUACCUCAAAUCGAAAUCUGUCAGAAGGAAAGUUUGAAUCUGUCGGAGAAUAUGGCAUUGAAUAAGAAAAUUGUUAUUCUUAUGAACUUACCUGAGCUUGCGCUAACAUUUUUGGACGUUGUUUCCGAAUGGCUAUCAAGAGAUGUUGAAGAAAAACAACAAUGGAUAGUACCAAUUCAUAUCUUUUGUUACACAUUUUCUAGAGCGGAUGAUCGUAUUGAAGACGUCCGAGUUCGUUUGAAAACGAUUAUGCCGAAUGUGAAUGAUGAUCUUGUAUCUUGUCGAUUCAUGUCUUCGUUGAAUUUAAUCAAAACAAUUCUUAUCGAAGGGAAUAUUGGUGUUGGCAAAUCAACGAUUAUGUCUUAUAUUGCAUCGAAAUAUCCAUCGAAUCUUGUUCAAGUUCAUUGUGAACCUGUUGAGAACUGGAUGAAUAUCAAAGGUUUUGAUCUUCUCAAUGCUCUGUACACGGAAAGUACUCGAUGGACAUUUACAUUCGAAUUAACUGCACUUCUCUCACGAAUUCGAAACCAUAUGAAUUCACGAUCGAGUCAUCAUAUAAAUAUCUACGAACGUUCGAUUUUGAGUUGUUUCAACGUAUUUAUCGACCACGAUCGUGAACAAAACUAUUUAAAUGACGUUGAAUAUCGUAUUCUUCAGGAUCAUUACGAAUACGGUUUGGAAAAAACAAUCGAUCUGUCAUCAACAGCUAUAUUAUACUUCGAUUUAUCACCUAAACAAUGUUAUGAACGAAUUGUUAAACGAUCGAGACAAUCCGAAUCAUCGGUCGACUUAAAACGUCUCGAAGAACUUAAACAUCAUUACGACAAAUUCAUAAAAAACUUCAAUAUGUGUCCUGUGAAGAUCAUCGAUGCAUCACAAACGAUUGAGCGAACAUGUGAACAAAUUGAUAUCUUAUUAAAUGAAAUGAUUACGCCAAACUCAAGUCAAUAA
Molecule: messenger RNA, 1284 nt
Organism: Adineta ricciae
Lineage: Eukaryota; Metazoa; Rotifera; Eurotatoria; Adinetida; Adinetidae
Source: the annotation of a GenBank genome assembly